AUGGGAAAUUAUGCGACCGCUCGCUUGUCCUCCAUUCCCGGAAAUGGCGUGGGUUUUGUGGAUCUGGUGUUUUGGCGUGAGCCUCAGGACACGGUGGUGGUCCGCGGCGGCGUGUUGCAGCUGGACUGUGAGGCGCGCUCUGAUUGGCUGAACCCGGUGGUGCGUUGGCGAAAGGACGGCGUGCUGCUGGACUCUCUGGUGGACGAGCGCCGUGCGCAGGCGGCUAACGGCACGCUAACCGUGCGCGGAGUUGUGCACGCGCGGCACCAGCGCUCGGACGAAGGAGUCUACCAAUGUGUCGCCGCCCUGGAGGGAGUCGGGAGUAUUGCAAGUCGCGCUGCUAAAGUCACUGUGGCAGGCCCGCUGCGGUUGCUCGCCCCCACAGACUCCGCCUCCUCGUUCGUGGGAGACUCCGCCCUCUUCAGGUGUGAGGUGUCAGGUGACCCGCGGCCCCAGGUGCAGUGGCAGAAGGACGGCCUCUUCCUGGACCUGACGCGUAAACCGGACUCUCGCCUGGUCCUGAUGCCCUCCCACGCUCUGCUCAUCACCGCGGCAACGCCACAGGACAGCGGCACCUACAGGUGCAUCGCCCACAACGCAGGAAGUACCAGGACAGGCAACGGAGCAGAGCUCACGGUGCUACCAGGUGAGGGCCACCUACAGGAGAUCCUCCAGGAGAUCCUCCAGGAGAUCCUCCAGGUCCUCCAGGAGAUCCUCCAGGAGAUCCUCCGGGUCCUCCAGGAGAUCCUCCAGGUCCUCCAGGAGAUCCUCCAGGAGAUCCUCCAAGAGAUCCUCCAGGAGAUCCUCCAGGAGAUCCUCCGGGUCCUCCAGGAGAUCCUCCAGGUCCUCCAGGAGAUCCUCCAGGAGAUCCUCCAGGUCCUCCAGGAGAUCCUCCAGGAGAUCCUCCAAGAGAUCCUCCAGGAGAUCCUCCAGGAGAUCCUCCGGGUCCUCCAGGAGAUCCUCCAGGUCCUCCAGGAGAUCCUCCAGGAGAUCCUCCGGGUCCUCCAGGAGAUCCUCCAGGAGAUCCUCCGGGUCCUCCAGGAGAUCCUCCAGGUCCUCCAGGAGAUCCUCCAGGAGAUCCUCCAGGUCCUCCAGGAGAUCCUCCAAGAGAUCCUCCAGAUCGUCCAGGAGAUCCUUCGGGUCCUCCAGGUCUUUGGUCUCAUUCUUCUCGCUCUUUUCUCCAGAGCCUGGUGCUCCUCGCAGUCUGUCGUUCCUCCUGCGUCCGUCCUCCAUCAGCGCUCCCCUGGGAACAGAGGUGGUUCUGGAGUGUUCUGUGUCGGGGUUCCCCCCUCCCACUGUGACGUGGAGCCGCGGAGAGGAGCCCAUCCACACAUGGAACAGGAAGUUCAGUCUUCUGGGUUCUUCUCUGGUGAUCAGCAGCGUGACUGUGGACGACUCCGGCUCCUACAGCUGCAGCGCCACCAACAGGCACCAGAACCUCACUGCAGCCGCACACCUGCACGUGCUGGGUGA
This is a messenger RNA of Knipowitschia caucasica, 1473 nucleotides long. Lineage: Eukaryota; Metazoa; Chordata; Actinopteri; Gobiiformes; Gobiidae. The record is from the annotation of a GenBank genome assembly.